AUGGGUGAUGAGGAAGUUCAAGCAUUAGUUGUAGAUAACGGAUCAGGUAAUGUAAAGGCUGGUGUUGCAGGUGAUGAUGCUCCCCGCUCAGUUUUUCCAAGUAUAGUUGGUAGACCCAAGAACCCAGGAAUUAUGGUGGGAAUGGAAGAGAAAGAUGCAUUUGUUGGUGAUGAAGCACAAACAAAAAGAGGAAUUUUAACCUUAAAAUAUCCAAUAGAACAUGGUAUAGUAACAAAUUGGGAUGAUAUGGAAAAAAUAUGGCAUCAUACCUUUUACAAUGAAUUAAGAGCUGCACCAGAAGAGCAUCCAGUGUUAUUAACAGAAGCUCCCUUAAACCCAAAGGGAAAUCGUGAAAGAAUGACUCAAAUUAUGUUUGAAUCAUUUAACGUUCCAGCUAUGUAUGUGGCAAUUCAAGCAGUGUUAUCCUUGUAUUCAUCUGGUCGUACUACUGGUAUUGUUUUGGAUAGUGGUGAUGGAGUUUCUCACACAGUUCCAAUUUAUGAAGGAUAUGCAUUACCACAUGCAAUCAUGAGGUUAGAUUUAGCUGGAAGAGAUUUAACAGAAUAUUUGAUGAAAAUUCUUCACGAAAGAGGAUAUGGAUUUUCAACAUCCGCAGAAAAAGAAAUUGUUAGAGAUAUUAAAGAGAAAUUAUGUUACAUUGCAUUAAACUUUGAUGAAGAAAUGAAAACAUCAGAACAAAGUAGUGACAUAGAAAAAUCUUAUGAAUUACCAGAUGGAAAUAUAAUUACUGUAGGAAAUGAAAGAUUUAGAUGCCCAGAAGCUCUAUUCCAACCAUCUUUCUUAGGAAAAGAAGCUUCCGGAAUCCACACAACAACAUUUAAUUCUAUUAAAAAAUGUGAUGUAGAUAUUCGAAAGGAUCUUUAUGGAAAUAUUGUAUUAUCAGGUGGAACAACCAUGUAUGAAGGUAUUGGGGAGAGAUUAACCAGAGAUAUCACAACCCUUGCUCCUUCAACAAUGAAGAUUAAAGUUGUAGCUCCCCCAGAGAGAAAAUAUUCUGUAUGGAUUGGAGGAUCUAUAUUAUCAUCUCUUUCUACUUUUCAACAAAUGUGGAUUACGAAGGAGGAGUAUGAUGAAUCAGGACCCAGCAUCGUCCACAGAAAGUGCUUCUAA
Messenger RNA from Plasmodium gonderi, 1131 nucleotides. RefSeq names its product actin. The record is from RefSeq and is a predicted model, not a curated record. Lineage: Eukaryota; Apicomplexa; Aconoidasida; Haemosporida; Plasmodiidae. The coding region runs from base 1 to 1131 and encodes 376 amino acids. The transcript has a single exon.